UACACUCCCAGCAGCCCUUGCCCCGACGAUGACGCUCGCACCAACGGCUUCUCAGACCUCGGCUCCUCCCUGCCCUCCAGUGCUGGUCAGACCCCUCUGAAGAUGUGUCACCUGUACAACAGUGAUGUGUUGGAUGUCUAUUGUUCUCAGUGCUAUAAGAAGGUUAACCUGCUCAACGACCUGGAGGCCAGGCUCAACAACCUCAGAGCCAACAGCCCCAACAGAAAGAUAUCCAGCACUGCCUUUGGACGUCAGUUGUUCCAACACAACCACAGUGCUUUUAGCAGCAGUCAGGGAAGCACAGAGGACCUGUUCAGAGACUCCAUCGACUCUUGUGAUGUGGACAUUACUGAGAAGGUGAGUUACCUGGAGAAGAAGGUGACCGAGCUGGAGAAUGACAGUCUGGUUAAUGGAGACCUCAAGUGUAAACUCAAACAGGGCAACACACAGCUAGUACACAGGGUUCAUGAGCUGGAGGAGCAGCUGAAGGACCAGGAGAGCAGAGCAGAACAGACCCUGGAGGAAGAGACACAUAGACACAGAGAGACCUACUGCAAGAUGGAGAGAGACAAGAACACAGACAUAGAGCUGCUCAGUAACAGAGUUCAGCAGCUGGAGGAGGAGAAUGGGGAGAUGAAACUGAACGUGUGUAAACUGAAGUCUCAGACUGAGAAACUAGACCAGGAGAAGCAGCGUAUGACAGACCGGUUGGAGGACACCAGUCUGAGGCUGAAGGAUGAGAUGGACCUCUACAGGAAGAUGAUGGACAAGCUGUGGCAGAACAGACAUGAAUUCCAGAAGGAGAGAGAGGCCAUGCAAGAGUUGAUAGAGGACCUGCGUAGGGAGUUGGAGCACCUGCAGCUGUUUAAGCUGGGUUCAGAAGCGGGGCAGGGGGCGGGGCUAUCAGAAUACAACGCCAAGACACGGGAAAUAGAGAUGGAGCAUGAGGUCAAGAGACUGAAACAGGAGAACUUUAAGCUGCGGGACCAGAACGAUGACCUGAACAGUCAGAUCCUCAGUCUGAGUCUGUAUGAAGCUAAGAACCUGUUUGCCUGCCACACCAAGGCCCAGUCACUGGCUGCUGAGAUAGACAACGCUUCUAGGGACGAGUUGGUGGAUGCUCUGAAGGAGCAGGAGUGUGUUAACUCCGUCUGA
Messenger RNA from Oncorhynchus gorbuscha (pink salmon), 1155 nucleotides. RefSeq names its product rab11 family-interacting protein 4A-like. Gene Ontology annotation, cellular component: endocytic vesicle; midbody; recycling endosome membrane. The coding region runs from base 103 to 1155 and encodes 350 amino acids. NCBI's taxonomy places the organism in Eukaryota, Metazoa, Chordata, Actinopteri, Salmoniformes, Salmonidae. The transcript has 11 exons. The record is from RefSeq and is a predicted model, not a curated record. Gene Ontology annotation, biological process: regulation of cytokinesis; endocytic recycling.